AUGGGAUCAGCAGACACAGUUAUGAAAUCUGCGGAAGAUCAUGACCGAGUUGCAGCCACUGACAAUAUCAUUGCUCUUGAAAGGGAGGGCACUGGCAUCUGGGACCGCUUUCCGAGCAUCGUGAUCAAAGGGGUCGGCGAUUAUGCUGAUAGGAACAAGAACGACCAAUGGCAGUACUUCGCGGCAGCAACGACGACAGCUGGCAUGAAAGGCUUUUUGACGGAGUGGAACCCCAGAGAAAAGAUUGUAGAAGGUUAG
Rhinocladiella mackenziei CBS 650.93 is the source of this 258-nucleotide messenger RNA. RefSeq lists its product as uncharacterized. The transcript has a single exon. Lineage: Eukaryota; Fungi; Ascomycota; Eurotiomycetes; Chaetothyriales; Herpotrichiellaceae. The record is from RefSeq and is a predicted model, not a curated record. Gene Ontology annotation, biological process: nucleoside metabolic process. The coding region runs from base 1 to 258 and encodes 85 amino acids. Gene Ontology annotation, molecular function: catalytic activity.